UGUUCCCUAUUCUAGCAGACGGGCAAAGUCUGCCAUAAUUCGUAGGAUUCAGAAUUUUUACAUGGAAAAUGUAUUGAUUUUGAUAGAAAUGCUUUAUCUGCAUUCAAAAAUAUAAACUUCUCUGAAAAUUCACAAAUAUAUUUGAUGUAAAGUAGAUACAGUCUAGGUCAAUGGAAGAUCCACCGCUUAUUUGUUUUAAGACCGGCACUCCUCUCUCUAGCUACGGCCAGAUGACGUGACCGCCGUGGUUUUAACAAUAGAACUGUCUCAGUGGCAGGCUAGCAAGUGCUAGCUGAACGUAUUCGUUUAUCGUACCAGAGACCUUUUCGUUUUUGUGUUAACCCCCGAAACUAUCCGUUUGUUUUGCUGGCGUAAGAUGGUUGUUUUGUCAAAUGAUAAUGAGGAGCAGGAUGUUAUCCUGAUAGAGGAGCGCAAAUGCACCUCUCUGCCUAACUCCCCAGCAAAACGUGCUUCUCCAACCAAGAAGAAGCAUUUCUUUAUCAACCAGGCCAUACGUAACUCUGACAUCACACCCAGAGCCAAAGGCAAGAAAAGCCAAAGACGUCAGGAGAACACACGCUACCUUGCCAAUCUUCUUGAAAAAGAUGAGUGUUCCAAAAAUGAGGCAGAGGUAUACAGCGAUCCUGCCCUCCCUUCAGUCUUCACAGAGGCCUGCACUAAUGGCCACUAUGUGGAGCAAUGGAAUGACUUCAUGAACCGCUCUGGAGAGGAGCAGGAGAAGCUGCUUGCCCUUCUGGAAGAGGAGGCCAAGAGGACCAGCUCCAAUAAGCUCUCCAAAGACCAGAGAGAGGUGAAUCCAGCCUUCACUGCCCAAGACUGCUUCCAGAGAAUUGAUCGAAGACUGCGCGCCACGCUCAAGCGCAAACAAGUUCCCAUUGGGACACUUGAGGUGCUUGAAGGGAACCUUCUCAGUUUCUUUGGUGCUCAGCCUCACUCUGUCUACACCACCAACCUCGCAAGCAGCUUUGAGAGGCUAUUGCUUCAUGCGGUCUGCCAGUACAUGGACCUCAUUUCAGCAAGCUCUGACUGUAAUGGUGCUCGCCAGACUGCAGUGGUGAACAAACAGGAGGGCUUGUUCCACCCUCCAAACCCCAUGCUCUCUGUCUACCUGGAGCAAAUGAGCUAAGAGAUGGUUACGCUGCCCACUCUUUCAUGCAGAGCAGCUUUGACUUACUUAUGUGGGUUUAUCAAUUAUGAAAUGCUCAUGUGAACCUGCCAGAACAUCUCAAUUGGGUUAAGGUAUAUUCAUUUACUUUGCCAGUCCUAUAUGUAAUUUAUUUUUGCC
This is a messenger RNA of Esox lucius (northern pike), 1306 nucleotides long. It is a transcript of the gene r3hdm4, whose product is annotated as R3H domain containing 4. Gene Ontology annotation, molecular function: nucleic acid binding. Bases 377 to 1147 code for a protein of 256 amino acids. The record is from RefSeq and is a predicted model, not a curated record. The transcript has 8 exons. Lineage: Eukaryota; Metazoa; Chordata; Actinopteri; Esociformes; Esocidae.